Messenger RNA from Carassius gibelio (silver crucian carp), 5007 nucleotides. It is a transcript of the gene hoxb3a, whose product is annotated as homeobox B3a. Gene Ontology annotation, biological process: regulation of transcription by RNA polymerase II. Gene Ontology annotation, cellular component: nucleus. The coding region runs from base 2335 to 3585 and encodes 416 amino acids. Gene Ontology annotation, molecular function: RNA polymerase II cis-regulatory region sequence-specific DNA binding; DNA-binding transcription factor activity, RNA polymerase II-specific. NCBI's taxonomy places the organism in Eukaryota, Metazoa, Chordata, Actinopteri, Cypriniformes, Cyprinidae. The record is from RefSeq and is a predicted model, not a curated record. The transcript is spliced from 3 exons.
UUGUAUAAACAUAACACCAUAUACUCUUUAAAUUGUUCAUGCAUUACUAAUUGUAAUUGACAAUGCAAACGCGAAAACUUUUUUUCUUUUCAUAUAAAAUAAAAUACUCCAUACAGCUGCGUAAAACCUAUUCUGUUAAAUAAAUACAAUUUGAAUACUUCUUUAAUGUCCUGUUUCAACACAGACAUACAUUAGACGUUUAGAACUCGAACUCAUUCAUUUUAAUUUCAAAAAGGAGUAUCCAGGGAUCCACGUGAAGUAUGACAGAUUGUCCAGAAGUGUAGUUUUGUUUAUGGUUUCUCGAGAUGCACAUCCAUGGAAAUAGUGUACCAAGGCAGCGUUUUUUUUUUUUUUUUUUUUUGCUAUUCCAUUGGAAAAUAAAGAUAAAUGUAACAUCCAUCACCGCGCAGCUCAAAAUGUUGUCCUUUUUGAAAAUUACCAAUAUGAUUUCCAAUCCACGAAAACCAGCAUGCCAUAAUCCGAACUGUAACAUUCGUCCAACUGUCUGAAAAUAACAGUUUGUUAAUGUUUAUAUCACAGCUGAAAGAUGGCGAAAUGGAAGAGUAGAAAUUGUGUUUUCUGCAUUUCGUUGCCUCAGCCCACGUGUUAGUUAAUUAGUGCCCUUUUAAGUGGCUCCCCAUUGGAUCCUUUUAGCCAAGGUUGCAAAAUAAGGAACAAUGCCGUUUAGUAAAAAGUUGCAGACACCUACAUUUUUGCCUUGUGCCUUCCUCCCACACCGUUGGUGAUGCUCUCUAUUCAAGCACCUAGAAGAAAUGCAUCUUUUUAAAGUUGCCUGUUUACAGCUGCCUGUGUAUGGUGGAAGUCAUAAAUCUUACGUAGCCAUAAACGACGGGGGUAGUGUCCUGAAUAAUAAAAAUAGAGAGGGAGAGUAAGAGAGAGAGGGAGACGUGGUGUUUGGCUUAAGGAGAGGAGUAGCAAUAUCUCUUGAACACCUUCGUGGUGUUUUUUCUUCUUUUUUCUUUUUCUUUCUUUUCCAUUUUGCUCCCGCGCAGGCUUUCUUCCUCGUUUCCUUUUCGCGUUUUUCCAUUCUGUCCUCCACCCUUAAAGGAUAUGUUGAUAUUUUUUGUCCUUUUAGUAGCCUACAGUAAAAACAGAAGAAACUCUCUCGUCUAUUUUCUUUAACGUGCACGCGCCAUCCAUGAUACUCGCAGAACUUGUGUGACCAGGACUCGACAGAGCUUCUUAAUAUUUUUUAAAAAAAUCUUUCUUUUUUUUCUUUUUGGUGAUUUGUUUUCACACCCGUCCCUCGGGUCUCAAGUCCGCCUGUUGUCUGCUCUCUUGUUCUUAAACCCCCCACCUCAUUUGGUUUUAUAUUUUGCGCAUAAGUUAUUAUACUAGUUGGGUGUGUUGGCAGGGAUGUGAUGAAAUAUUAACAAUACAGAUAUAAUGUUGUUUCUGCCUCAAGCUAGAGGCAAGCCUGCGUUGAAAACGUACUUCCUGGUAAUUUAAUAUACACCGGUAGAGUAAGAGAGGGAGAGAGAAAUGGGUUUUCUUUGCUAUAGUUGCCUAUUAAACAAUGUUACUAGAGAGUUGAAUCACACAAGUGAAAGAGACUCGGAAAAAAUAACUCUUCAGCUUCCGUUAUAGACCCUUAUCUUGUCCCAAGCGCCUGCAAUUAGCAUAAGUUUUCACUGGUGACGCUGUUUGAUGGGGAUUAACGCUUGCGCCUCUCACAUCCAGCCUGCUCCGUUAUUUCCAAUAGCUGGGAAGGCCUGGUGUUGACUAUAUACAAUAACCUAGCAAAGACAAGCAAAUAAUACCAGCAGACCCCGGGCCCCGACAUGAGACGGGGAGAUGUCACGGCGAACCGGGAGCCCACCUCGGAUUAUGAUGUUCAAUUUUGCGCCGUGAGGAAAAGGCGAGGGGAGAUUGAAGGCGAAAUCUGAGGCCAUUGUUAUCUGCGAGCAGGGCGUACCAGUCGACAGGGCGGCCAGGAGCAGCGCUGCCUGUCCAUUUGCAGCCCCCCUCGCAUACCUCAGAUCUUUCAUGCUAGACCGUCUCCCCCUUUCGCGAGCCGAGGGGAAUCGUCCAGCAGCGCCCGCACUCUGGCGCGGGGCAGCCGUGCUCGAGAUACCCGGCGUUUGACGCGCGCUGUCUGGCUGGAAUAUCGAAACUGUUAUGAGCUUUGGGCUUUUUUAUUGAUUGCAGCGAGGCCGAAUGUGGAAAAUAUGAUGCCUACCCGAGCGUCUCUCGUCAGAGGCUAAGGUCAGCUUCCAAGAGGCCAUUGGAAAGAGACCGUCACGUGACAUCUAGUGCCAAUGUUCUUCCAGAAGGUCUUCAGGACCCUGGUAGCCGGUAACUCGAUUUUUGGAAAUGCAGAAAACGACCUACUACGACAACUCGACACUUUUCGGAGGAUACUCGUACCAGGGGGCAAACGGUUUUGGUUAUGAUGCCCCAGCACCCGCCUUCCAGAACUCAGCGCAUCUUGAGGGUGACUACCAAAGGUCUGCAUGCUCCCUACAGUCGCUCGGCACCAGCGCACCCCCACAGCCUCAGCAUGCCAAGACGAAAGAGCUUAAUGGCAGCUGCAUGCGGCCCAGUCUGCCACCUGAACAUCACCCACCCCCCCAGGUUUCCCCUCCUCAGAACGCUGUAAACGUUGCUGCCUCAAAUGCCACCCAGCAGCCAGGCGGCAGCAGCGGUGGUGGUGCCGGCAGUGGGGGCACAGCCAAAUCAUCAUCCAAGUCGUCCUCUCUGGCCCCAAACCCAGCUCUUACGAAGCAAAUCUUUCCUUGGAUGAAGGAGUCACGUCAGAACACCAAGCAAAAAAACAGCUCCCCUAGUGCAAGCUCAGCUAACGCGGAGAGCAGCGGUGGUGAGAAAAGCCCUCCGGGUUCUGCAGCUUCCAAGAGAGCACGCACUGCUUACACCAGCGCUCAGCUGGUGGAGCUCGAGAAGGAGUUUCACUUCAACCGAUACCUGUGCCGGCCGAGGCGCGUGGAGAUGGCCAACCUGCUCAACCUUAGCGAGCGGCAGAUCAAGAUUUGGUUCCAGAACAGGCGGAUGAAGUACAAGAAGGAUCAAAAGGCGAAAGGCAUCGGCUCGUCCUCAGGGGGGCCGUCCCCCACAGGAAGCCCACCUCUCCCAAUGCAGUCCUCAGCUGGUUUCAUGAACUCUAUGCACUCAAUGGGCAGUUAUGAUGCUCCCUCCCCACCAUCUUUUAACAAGCCGCAUCAAAAUGCAUACGCCAUGUCAACAGCCUAUCAGAACCCAAUGAAAGGUUGCCCCCCCCAACAGAAGUAUGGAAACACUGCACCGGAUUAUGACCCACAUGGGCUACAGGGUAACAGUGGCACCUAUGGGACACCAAACAUGCAGGGUAGCCCUGUGUAUGUGGGAGGUAGCUAUGUUGAUGCCAUGCCUGCCACUGGGCCUUCUAUAUACGGCCUCAAUCACCUACCACACCACCAGUCGGCAAGCAUGGACUACAACGGUGCCACGCAGAUGCCAGCAAACCAGCACCAUGGACCGUGUGACCCACAUCCGACAUAUACGGAUCUGUCUGCGCACCAUCCUUCUCAGGGUAGAAUCCAAGAAGCACCCAAGUUGACUCAUCUGUAGCAGGUUUGGACAAAAAAAAAAUGAAAACGAAGAAAAAAAAAAGUCAAGGAAGACAAGACGAAACAGACUAACCCAUGGGGCGAUGCAAUGGGGUUGAAAAAGAUGAUCCAGUGGUUUCUUGCCAUGACUAGAGCACCGGUUUGUGUCAAUGUUGUCCUUCCAUUCAUAUGUGAACAUACCUGAAUUUAGUAUCCAUAGGUCUAAAUACCCCUUUAAAAUGGCACACUUCAUGAACAGUGGCUAGUUUAUGCCAAGGAAUAGACUGUCUAGCUGUAUGACCUCAUUACAUCAUCCUAAAUGUUUGUGUACUCCUUCAGCAUUAUCGCUGCAUUCCUCACACUUCGGAGGGCGGUACGAUAUAGCUUACUUUCAAACUUACUGGUGCAAGAAAACCACUGGAUUGUUUUCGUCCACCACCCUUAUUUCACAUACCUCUUUUUUUAAAACGUCUCAAAGAAAACCAGUCGAUUUUUUUAUUAACUUGUUCCCAAAACAGCAACAGACUGGCACCUCGUCUUUAGCAAGACACGGUGAUCAAAUUAUUCAUCAUCUCUUUUAAGACCGUUUUACACUAUGCUACCUAUCACUAUUAAUGAGAAGUCAGUCGAGUUUUGUUAUGGCUUUGACACAGGGUAAAAAAGAAGAGUUGAGAAUACUAGUAAAUUAAAGUUAAUUCCCUCCUUCUCAACUCGCUGCACCCUCCCUCCCUUUCCCUUUCCCUCUCCCUUACACUCCUUCCCAAGUUCUUUAUCUUUCCCAAUCUUUGGGUUCGCCUACAUUAGUCCAAACUAAUAUGAAAGGCCCAUAUUUUCUCAUGUCUUGACUUAACGUGGAAACAGGGUAUAUUUGAACAAAAAAAUGCAUGUCCGGGAAACCAAGCUAGCGCGCAGACGUCUUUGUUUACGCCUAAUGCGCUCUCGUCUGGGCAUCAUUGUUGCACUUAGAGUUUACAUUUAAUGGCUGAGGAAGAAAAGUAAAUCUUAUUUUGAAUCGAAAGACCUUCAAUCAGCGUCUUUCGCUAAGUGUGUUCAAGUGAACAUUCAUAAAUAUAUAUUUAUUUGUUAUAGCCAGUUUAAAUACUUUCUUUUUUGUAUUAUUUAUCCCCAUGUAUUUAUAUCGAUAAAAUGUACUUUUUUAGUAUCUACCUGUUAUAAAAAGACGCUGUGUUCUUGUCAUUGUAACAAAUUAAUUUUUAGUUCUUGUAUUUUAGAGAUAUGUAGGUUUAUGUUACCCUUGUAUAAAUAAUGUCUUGACUUGUACAGGGGGCGCAAGAACGGAAUCAAACCGUUCCCGCAUAGUCGAGAUUUAGACGAAAUACUAGCGAAACAUUUUGAGAACUUCAUUUGUCCUUUGUAACUACUUUUAUUUCCUUGUUAAGAGUUGGUUGUUGAACAAUUCUUUAAUAAAAUGUUAUGUUAUUCA